Myotis daubentonii (Daubenton's bat) is the source of this 5631-nucleotide messenger RNA. RefSeq names its product Rho GTPase activating protein 35 (gene ARHGAP35). Gene Ontology annotation, molecular function: GTPase activity; GTPase activator activity; GTP binding. Lineage: Eukaryota; Metazoa; Chordata; Mammalia; Chiroptera; Vespertilionidae. Gene Ontology annotation, cellular component: cytosol. The record is from RefSeq and is a predicted model, not a curated record. Gene Ontology annotation, biological process: regulation of axonogenesis; Rho protein signal transduction; regulation of cell size.
UGCAUCUGAGGCGCGCACCUCCCGCCGGCCACUCCCUCCGCCUCGCGCCUGCAGCUGCGGCGGCCCGCAGCCCCGGCCGCGCACGCGCACUGGCCCACCCCACGCUGCCCGGCCGCGGGGCGCCUCGCGCUCCGUCUCGCGCGCCGCAGUCACUGCAGUAGCGGCAUUUUGCUGGGGCGCACGCGCACUGCGCCCUCCGCCGCGGCCGUUCCCAGCGCCAGGCCGCGACGGCGGCAGGGACCCCUCGGGGGUGCACGCGCCCCCGCCUCUCACCCUACUCCGCGCCGGCUGUGCCCCCCGCGGCGCGCUCCCAGGGGCCGUUAUCCUGCAACGGUCCCGGCGCCACGCACGCGCAGUAGCGAGGGGGGCGCGCGCGAGGGAGCGGUGGCCGCAGGAAAGAGGUGCCGCCGCCGCCGCCAUUGCGAAGGAGGGAGGGAAGGAGCGAGCGAGCGAGGCCGGUCCGCCCUCCCCCUGGUUCCCGCCCCUCCCCCUUCCCCUCCCCGCCCCCCCGGCCCCGAGGGAGAGCCGCGCCGCGGCGGGAGCUGCAGGAGGCGGAGGAGGGAGUCCGCGAGGGAGGGUCCGCCCGGCCCCCCGCCGCCGGAGCCGCCGCCGCCGCCGGAGCCGCCGCUAGACGAGGAGCAGCAGCAGAACAUGGCGCCGGGGCCGCCGUCGACACAGCCGGGAUCCCGGAGGCCGGGGACGCGCUGAGGGCGCCCCGCUGGAAGAAAUGUUGGCUAUUUGGCGAUGAAAAGUGGCAAAAACUGACCUUGUACUGGUACACAAGCACUACAAGACCUGACACUGCUGCAUGGACAGCCAGCCCCUGCUGAUAAUGUUGGGAAGCCAUCGGGUCCACUGGAAAACACUAAUCUGAUCUCGGAAGUGGCUGAUUGUGGCAGGAUGUGUCGACGAUGAUGAUGGCAAGAAAGCAAGAUGUCCGCAUUCCCACCUACAACAUCAGUGUGGUGGGAUUGUCUGGGACCGAGAAGGAGAAGGGCCAGUGCGGCAUUGGGAAGUCUUGUCUGUGCAACCGCUUCGUGCGCCCAAGUGCUGAUGAAUUUCACUUGGACCAUACCUCUGUCCUCAGCACCAGUGACUUUGGUGGGCGAGUGGUCAAUAAUGACCACUUUCUCUACUGGGGAGAAGUUAGCCGAUCCCUGGAGGAUUGCGUGGAAUGUAAGAUGCACAUUGUGGAGCAGACUGAAUUCAUUGAUGAUCAGACUUUUCAACCUCAUCGAAGCACGGCCCUACAGCCCUAUAUCAAGAGAGCUGCUGCGACCAAGCUCGCAUCUGCUGAGAAACUCAUGUACUUUUGCACUGACCAGCUGGGGCUGGAGCAGGACUUUGAGCAGAAACAAAUGUCAGAUGGAAAGCUGCUAAUUGAUGGUUUUCUUCUUGGUAUUGACGUUAGCAGGGGCAUGAAUAGGAACUUUGAUGACCAGCUCAAGUUUGUCUCCAAUCUCUACAAUCAGCUUGCAAAAACAAAAAAACCCAUAGUGGUGGUCCUGACUAAGUGUGACGAAGGCGUUGAGCGGUACAUUAGAGAUGCACAUACUUUUGCCUUAAGCAAAAAGAACCUCCAGGUUGUGGAAACCUCUGCAAGAUCCAACGUGAACGUGGACUUGGCUUUCAGCACCUUAGUGCAGCUCAUUGAUAAAAAUCGGGGAAAGACGAAAAUCAUUCCUUACUUUGAAGCUCUCAAGCAGCAGAGUCAGCAGAUAGCUACGGCAAAAGACAAAUAUGAGUGGCUGGUGAGUCGCAUUGUGAAAAACCACAAUGAGAACUGGCUAAGUGUCAGCCGAAAGAUGCAGGCCUCUCCUGAGUACCAGGACUAUGUCUACCUGGAAGGGACUCAGAAAGCCAGGAAGCUGUUUCUCCAGCACAUCCACCGCCUCAAGCACGAGCAUAUUGAGCGCAGAAGGAAGCUGUACCUGGCAGCCCUGCCAUUAGCUUUUGAAGCUCUUAUACCCAAUCUAGAUGAAAUAGACCACCUAAGCUGCAUAAAAGCCAAAAAGCUCUUGGAGACCAAGUCAGAAUUCUUGAAGUGGUUUGUUGUGCUUGAGGAGACCCCAUGGGAUGCCACCAGCCACAUUGACAACAUGGAGAAUGAGCGGAUUCCCUUUGAUUUAAUGGAUACGGGCCCCGCAGAGCAGCUGUAUGAGGCCCACUUAGAGAAACUACGGAACGAGAGGAAAAGAGCUGAGAUGAGAAGGGCAUUUAAAGAAAACCUAGAGACCUCGCCUUUCAUAACUCCUGGGAAACCUUGGGAAGAGGCCCGUAGUUUCAUCAUGAAUGAAGAUUUCUACCAGUGGCUGGAAGAAUCUGUAUACAUGGACAUCUAUGGGAAACACCAAAAGCAGAUUAUAGACAGAGCAAAGGAAGAGUUUCAGGAGCUGCUUGUAGAAUAUUCAGAAUUGUUCUAUGAGCUAGAGCUGGAUGCCAAGCCCAGCAAGGAGAAGAUGGGGGUCAUUCAGGAUGUUCUGGGGGAGGAACAGCGAUUUAAAGCAUUACAGAAGCUCCAAGCAGAGCGCGAUGCCCUUAUUCUGAAGCACAUUCAUUUUGUGUACCACCCAACAAAAGAAACGUGCCCUAGCUGCCCGGCUUGUGUGGAUGCUAAGAUUGAGCACUUGAUUAGUUCUUGGUUUAUCCGGCCAUCUGACCGGAAUCAGAAAAAUUCACUUUCUGACCCCAACAUUGAUAGAAUCAACUUGGUUAUCUUGGGCAAAGAUGGUCUUGCCCGAGAGUUGGCCAAUGAGAUUCGAGCUCUUUGUACAAAUGAUGACAAGUAUGUGAUAGAUGGUAAAAUGUAUGAGCUUUCCCUGAGGCCAAUAGAAGGCAAUGUCAGGCUUCCUGUGAACUCUUUCCAAACGCCAACAUUUCAGCCCCACGGAUGUCUCUGCCUUUACAAUUCAAAGGAAUCUCUGUCCUAUGUGGUGGAGAGUAUAGAGAAGAGUAGAGAGUCCACACUUGGUAGGCGAGAUAAUCAUUUAGUCCAUCUCCCACUGACACUGAUUUUGGUUAACAAGAGAGGAGACACCAGUGGGGAGACCCUGCAUAGCUUAAUACAACAAGGUCAGCAGAUUGCUAGCAAACUUCAGUGUGUCUUUGUGGACCCUGCUUCUGCUGGCAUUAGUUACGGACGCAACAUUAACGAAAAGCACAUCAGUCAAGUUUUGAAAGGACUCCUGGACUCUAAGCGUAACUUAAACCUGGUCAGUUCUACUGCUAGCAUCAAAGAUCUGGCUGAUGUUGACCUGCGAAUUGUCAUGUGUUUGAUGUGUGGAGAUCCUUUUAGUGCAGACGACAUACUCUUGCCUGUCCUUCAGUCCCAAACCUGUAAGUCUUCCCAUUGUGGGAGCAACAACUCUGUUUUACUUGAACUACCAAUCGGACUACACAAGAAGCGCAUUGAACUGUCUAUUCUUUCAUACCAUUCCUCGUUUAGCAUCAGGAAAAGCCGUUUAGUCCAUGGGUACAUUGUUUUUUAUUCAGCCAAACGUAAGGCCUCCCUGGCUAUGCUACGUGCCUUUCUUUGUGAAGUGCAGGACAUUAUCCCCAUCCAGCUGGUCGCACUCACUGAUGGCGCUAUAGAUGUCCUGGACAACGACUUAAGUCGGGAACAGCUGACUGAGGGGGAGGAGAUUGCUCAAGAAAUUGAUGGCAGAUUCACAAGCAUUCCCUGUAGCCAGCCCCAGCAUAAACUUGAGCUCUUCCACCCGUUUUUUAAAGAUGUGGUGGAGAAAAAGAACAUCAUUGAGGCUACUCAUAUGUACGAUAACGCUGCCGAGGCCUGUAGCACCACAGAGGAGGUGUUUAACUCUCCUCGGGCGGGCUCUCCACUCUGCAACUCAAACCUGCAGGAUUCAGAAGAGGAUAUCGAGCCCCCUUCCUACAGCCUAUUUCGAGAAGACACAUCACUGCCCUCCCUGUCCAAAGAUCAUUCUAAGUUCUCUAUGGAACUGGAGGGAAAUGAUGGGCUGUCUUUAUUCAUGAGCAACUUUGAGAGUAAAACAACUUUGAACAACAAAGUACCUCCGCCAGUCAAACCAAAGCCUCCUGUCCAUUUUGAAAUUACAAAGGGGGAUCUGUCUUACUUAGAACAAGGCCAUAGAGAUGGACAGAGGAAGUCUAUGUCUUGUAGCACCUGGCUACCUCCAGAUGGGUUCGAUCCUUCUGAUUACGCCGAGCCCAUGGACGCCGUGGUCAAGCCAAGGAAUGAAGAAGAAAACAUAUACUCAGUGCCCCACGACAGCACCCAAGGCAAGAUCAUCACCAUUCGGAACAUCAACAAAGCCCAGUCUAACGGCAGUGGGAAUGGUUCUGAUAGUGAAAUGGACACUAGCUCUCUAGAGCGAGGCCGCAAAGUUUCCAUUGUGAGCAAGCCGGUGCUAUACAGGACAAGAUGCAGCCGCCUCGGGAGGUUUGCUAGUUAUCGAACCAGCUUCAGCGUGGGGAGCGAUGAUGAGCUGGGACCCAUCCGGAAGAAAGAGGAGGACCAGGCGUCCCAAGGUUAUAAAGGGGACAAUGCUGUCAUUCCAUAUGAAACAGAUGAAGAUCCAAGGAGGAGAAAUAUUCUUCGCAGUCUAAGAAGGAACACUAAGAAACCAAAGCCUAAACCCCGGCCAUCCAUCACAAAGGCAACCUGGGAGAGUAACUAUUUUGGGGUCCCCUUAACAACCGUCGUGACUCCCGAGAAGCCAAUUCCUGUUUUUAUUGAGAGAUGCAUUGAGUACAUUGAAGCCACAGGACUGAGCACUGAAGGCAUCUAUCGGGUCAGCGGGAACAAGUCAGAGAUGGAGAGUCUGCAGAGACAGUUUGAUCAAGACCACAACCUGGACUUGGCAGAGAAAGACUUCACAGUGAAUACCGUGGCUGGUGCCAUGAAGAGCUUUUUCUCAGAGCUGCCUGACCCCCUGGUCCCCUACAACAUGCAGAUUGAUCUGGUGGAGGCGCACAAAAUCAACGACCGCGAGCAAAAGCUGCAUGCCCUCAAGGAAGUCCUCAAGAAGUUUCCGAAGGAAAACCAUGAAGUCUUCAAAUACGUCAUCUCCCACCUAAACAAAGUCAGCCACAACAACAAGGUGAAUCUCAUGACCAGUGAGAACCUCUCCAUCUGCUUCUGGCCCACCUUGAUGAGGCCUGACUUCAGCACCAUGGACGCGCUCACGGCCACGCGGACCUAUCAGACAAUCAUCGAGCUCUUCAUCCAGCAGUGCCCUUUCUUCUUCUACAAUCGGCCCAUCAGCGAGCCUCCCGGCGCCACGCCCAGCUCCCCCUCUGCCGUGGCUUCCACCGUGCCCUUUCUCACCUCCACACCCAUCACCAGCCAGCCAUCACCCCCCCAGUCGCCUCCACCCACCCCCCAGUCCCCGAUGCAGCCACUGCUCCCCUCCCAGCUUCAAGCUGAGCACACGCUGUGAGUCACCAAGUUCUGGGGCAGAAGGAAACCGUCUUCUCUCCGGUGAGGUGGGCUUUGGCCUGUGCACACCAGGCCCGCUGGGCAGGGGUGGGCAGGGUGUCCCCUCUGCCCUGUCACCUUCCCAAAACCUCAGCGGUAGCACCAGCCAGCAGUCCACCAUAGGCUGGGCUGUCAGAUGCCCCAAGCCCAGCUCUCAGGCCUGGGGCUGGCUA